AUGUCUUCCGCGCUUUGCCCGGCGACCUCAAGAUAUGGUCUCGCUACCACAAGUCCUCGCGUUGAACGCCCAAAUCCCAUUAUCCUUACCAAGGCACCUCGUCGCCAUCUUCGCAGGAGCUACGAGCGGUAUAGGUGA
Messenger RNA from Parastagonospora nodorum SN15, 138 nucleotides. RefSeq lists its product as hypothetical. Bases 1 to 138 code for a protein of 45 amino acids. The record is from RefSeq and is a predicted model, not a curated record. The transcript is spliced from 2 exons. Lineage: Eukaryota; Fungi; Ascomycota; Dothideomycetes; Pleosporales; Phaeosphaeriaceae.